AUGAUUUAGAAGAAAUGUUCAAAGUUUAUUAGUAAACUACAUAAUAUUCUUGAAGUAAUUUAUCUAUCAUAAUGCAGAAUCAAAUGAGUGAUGUCAUUCAUUGGAAUGAGGAUGGUGACGCUAUACAAAUUAAUGAUAUUGAAAAAUUGGUUAAAACAGUAUUAAGUGUCCACUACAAACAAACUAAUUUUUUCAGUUUCUCGAGGUAUGAUUCUUUUAUAUCUUAUCAGAUAAUUGAAUCAGUAUGGAUUCCUAAAAUAAAGAGUUGGAAAAAACAUUUAUAUUUUUAAGCAUGUUCACUUCAAAAAAACUAAAAAGUAAUUAAAAACAAUUUAUUAGAGGGAAGAUCUCAUUAAUAUCGUUAGUUCCCAUAAAAUUAAAUCCUUUAAAAUAUAUUAAAAGGAAUUUGAAGAUGAUAAUCUUGUUAACAUUAAUUAAUAAAACUCUUUGACAGCCUCUUUGAAAGAACUUUAAAACUAAUAAAAGAUUAUUUGUCAAUAAUUUUCAUAAUAAAUUGAAUUAUACUCACAAAUUAAACAGAUCAUUAUUUUUCUUAAAAAAGUAAUAUAUAUAAUAUCAUAUAGACAAUUUAUGAAUGUGAUCAUAAUAUAGAUAAUUAUUGUUUGAGAGCAUAAUUGCAUCUUGUCAAAGCAAUGAAUUUAAUACCAAAUGAUGAACAGCAUUAAUAAGAAAUAGAACUUAUAAAAUAAAUUUUAGAAUAGUUUUCAAAUAUUUAUUUGGAAUAUGAUAAUUAAAAUUCAAUUAGUUAAAGAAGUUUUAAUCUUUCAGUAAAAUCUCAUACACCUUUACCAUUUUAUCAAAAUCAAUAGCAAAAUUUAAAAUAACCUAGACUUGUUGACUCAAAAAAUACAUAAUUAUAACAAAAUAUCUCCAAUUAUUUAAUAUGGUUAUAAUAAUAGUAUCAUGAAGUAUCAUAACUUUAGGGAAAUCUAAAAUGA
Molecule: messenger RNA, 959 nt
Organism: Paramecium pentaurelia
Lineage: Eukaryota; Ciliophora; Oligohymenophorea; Peniculida; Parameciidae
Source: the annotation of a GenBank genome assembly